Cyclocybe aegerita is the source of this 417-nucleotide messenger RNA. Lineage: Eukaryota; Fungi; Basidiomycota; Agaricomycetes; Agaricales; Hemipholiotaceae. The record is from the annotation of a GenBank genome assembly.
AUGUAUUGCUCUACUUCAUUUAGCGGGACGCAAACCAGGUCUGAGGACGCUCUCACUACCCUUCAAAAGCAGCAGCAGAAAGCCGGCCAGGCUCUGCGAGAGCUCGCUCAAAAUGCGAAUCAGAGCCCAUGCCGCCGCCGCCUCCCUGCUGCUCGACCAGAAACUCCAACUCCCCCAGCAGCUGCACAUGUUCAAAGGACGGCAACACGGUUGUCCAGUUGGACUGCUCGGGAAAGCGAGCUACUUGCCUCUCCAAGACGCCGACGCGUACAGAACAAUGGAGAUGAAAAUCGAGCUCCACAUGCCUCUAGCUCGACAUCCGUCACGUCGAAUCGCAGGACAAUGAUGUGCCCUCGCCUUGCGCCUCUCACUCCACUGCUGACACCACAACCACCUGCUGCCCAGCCAAAUGCCUGA